GUGUGUGCACUGCGUCUCCGCCGUCAAUGCAAACGAAGUAAGAAGCACCGAGAGUCAAAGCUAAAAUCCGCAUUCAAGACAAGAUGGCAGGGUUGCCCCGCAGGAUCAUUAAGGAAACACAGCGUUUGUUGGCAGAGCCGGUGCCAGGUAUAAAGGCAGAGCCAGAUGAGGGGAACGCUCGCUACUUCCACGUGGUCAUCGCCGGACCUCAGGACUCCCCCUUUGAGGGGGGAACUUUUAAACUUGAACUCUUUCUUCCUGAAGAAUAUCCCAUGGCAGCUCCGAAAGUACGCUUCAUGACCAAAAUAUAUCACCCUAAUGUAGACAAGCUGGGAAGAAUAUGUCUAGAUAUUUUGAAAGAUAAGUGGUCUCCAGCCUUGCAGAUCCGCACAGUGCUGCUAUCAAUCCAGGCAUUACUAAGUGCACCCAACCCUGAUGAUCCUCUAGCAAAUGAUGUCGCGGAGCAGUGGAAGUCUAACGAAGCUCAAGCCAUAGAGACAGCUCGAACAUGGACCAGGCUUUAUGCCGGGAACAAUAUUGAAGUCUAGAAAUGCUUGGGGGCACAAAAGAGAAAAAAAAAUGGAAGUCAAGAGUGAACAACUCCAUGUUCUGCCAAGACCUAUUCAUUUUCAUGUAAAGGACACAGUCUUAGGAAACAAAAAAAAAAUUAUGAUAAACUGAAAAGAAUAUAUUAACAAUUUGUGAUUUAAAUGCACAUUAGUACAAAAAAACAACAACACGUCUUUGUCCUGAUUCACUGCUGUUCUUGAUGCAUGGGCAGAUGAUCUACUCAUACGGCUUUCUUUUACAGUGGUUGGGGAGGUAGCCACAGACUUCUGCUAUGAAGCGUGCAUUAAAACUGACUGUCAUUUUGUCUCCCAUUGCAUUUUUUUGGGGGGGUGGGGCAACUUUUUACAUUUCUUUUAACCCUUUUUUUUCCUUCUCAUUGCUAUUUGUUAAUGAGGAGCAGCAGACUAGUCCCUGUUUUGAACACUUGUCAGACCUACCCUCUUAGAAAAAAACCUAGCAAAAAAGUAUAGGUCCUUUAAAACGAAAAAGAGACACAAGAUUGAAAUCACAUGCAAACUGCAAUUUCACCUAGGAAAUGGUUCAAAUGAAAAGUUUUCCCACCAUCACAGAAACUGUUGAAGAUGUAAACCUCUUAUGUAGAAUUAGUUCUGGACUAUGGGUAAGGUAGAGCCUAGAGAGAAGGGAGAUUUUGCAUAAUAAUGCUUUAGUAUAACAAUUCUGUUAUCAUAUUUGGUUUUUAGUGGUUUGUUUUACCUAUCUUGCCAUUGCUGUACUAAUUGCACUCUUGAAACUCCAUUACGUGCUUUUAUUCUUGUGUCCAUCACAGUCCAGUGCAUUGAGAUUCAUUGGUCUGUUUCUUCCCUUCAGCAUUUAUUUUGAAACGCCAAGGUUGCAGGGGACUGGAGAUGAAUCAAUGAUAAAUAGUAUGAUUUUAGUAAAGGGAUGAGGGGUGGGAAUGUUUGCAGAAACAUUGCAAAAGAUCAAUAAAUGCUUUGACUCAAUUUCCUCGAUUGGUCUUUGGUUAAAAUGUCAACUUCAAAUCUGUUUGUAAAUUCCUGCUUUCUAUAGAAAGGGGACACAAUUCUACUUUAUAAAAUGUGAUGACAACAGUCCACACACAUAUUUCUGUUCUUUCUGUAAAUAAAAUCUG
Messenger RNA from Pimephales promelas (fathead minnow), 1681 nucleotides. It is a transcript of the gene ube2na, whose product is annotated as ubiquitin-conjugating enzyme E2Na. The record is from RefSeq and is a predicted model, not a curated record. Lineage: Eukaryota; Metazoa; Chordata; Actinopteri; Cypriniformes; Leuciscidae.